AUGCGUCGAGACAUUGAUACUAUCUUUCUUACAGUCGGAUAUCAGUGGAUGACAUGGAACUACCUGAAUCCGUUUAUUGAAUACCCCAACUGGCCGGGACAUACCCAAACGAGAUACAAGCAUGCGGAGAGGAUUUUGGGGAGGGAAAAUCUCGCGGCUGCUAUGCACUCGAAGACCUUCCAGACAGCAUUACAGAUUUUCCCCGACGAACACUGGCUCCUGCCUUUCGAUCGCAUCGAUGCCAAUCGAGAUGGUCUCGGAAUUUUUACACUUAUUCAAAGGAUUCCCUACCUGCGACACUAUGACAGCAGCAGAUUACCCGAAUUUUUUAGGGGCGGAGACAUUAGCCAGCGAAAUAGAACUAUCCACACAAUCCAACUUACGCACCACUUUCAGUCUAUCCACCCCCACCUGAAUUCCGGGCAAAAUGCUUCUCUUGCGCAUUCCAGGUCACGAGCGAAGACUGCCAGGGUUAUGCUGGCCGGUGAAAGGUGUACCUGCAGAUUAAAUUUAGCCGCGGGCAUGGUGAACAACCCUAGGCCAUUGGUUGAAAUCUGUGAAUUUGAUCAAAUACCUGGAGAUUCAGCAUCCAUCAACAGCGGAGUACGCUCGCUCUCAAACAUCAAGAAAGGGGCUACUAUCGGAAAAUACACUGGCGAGUUUAUUCACCUCGAUGUCGUGGAAGACAGCGAUGACUAUGCUUUUGACUUCUGGCCAUCUACAUUUAUCGGGAAAAGUGGGCCGGAUGCUGGAACAGAACAAGACUGCUGGGGAUCAACUCACAUGCCAUUAUGGAAUGAAUUACUUUAA
This is a messenger RNA of Hyaloscypha bicolor E, 810 nucleotides long. RefSeq lists its product as uncharacterized. Lineage: Eukaryota; Fungi; Ascomycota; Leotiomycetes; Helotiales; Hyaloscyphaceae. The transcript has a single exon. Bases 1 to 810 code for a protein of 269 amino acids. The record is from RefSeq and is a predicted model, not a curated record.